Molecule: messenger RNA, 885 nt
Organism: Closterium sp. Yama58-4
Lineage: Eukaryota; Viridiplantae; Streptophyta; Zygnematophyceae; Desmidiales; Closteriaceae
Source: the annotation of a GenBank genome assembly
AUGGGGCCUCAGCCGGACGCUCCGAUGGUCGACACGUCGGAGCAGGUGUACAUCUCGUCACUCGCGCUACUGAAGAUGCUUAAACACGGGCGAGCGGGAGUGCCCAUGGAAGUCAUGGGUCUCAUGCUGGGCGAGUUUGUAGACGAUUAUACCGUGAGGGUGGUUGAUGUGUUCGCCAUGCCUCAGAGCGGAACAGGCGUGAGUGUGGAGGCGGUGGAUCCAGUUUUCCAGACGAAGAUGCUCGACAUGCUCAAGCAGACGGGCAGACCUGAGAUGGUGGUUGGCUGGUACCACUCGCAUCCAGGCUUUGGCUGCUGGCUCUCUGGCGUCGACAUUAACACCCAGCAGAGCUUUGAGGCACUCAACCAGCGGGCAGUGGCAGUGGUGGUGGACCCGAUUCAGUCAGUCAAGGGCAAGGUGGUGAUUGAUGCGUUCCGCCUCAUCAACCCUCAGACCAUGAUGCUGGGGCAGGAACCGCGCCAAACCACUUCUAACCUGGGGCAUCUCCACAAGCCGUCCAUCCAGGCUUUGAUCCAUGGUCUGAACCGGCACUACUACUCCAUCGGCAUCAACUACCGCAAGAACGAGCUGGAGGAGAAGAUGCUGCUCAACCUGCACAAGAAGAAGUGGGCACACGGACUGACGCUGCAGCCGUUUGAGAGCCACAACAAGAAGAACGAGCAGAUCGUGCAGGACAUGCUGGAGUUGGCUCAGAAAUACAACAAGGCCGUGCAAGAGGAGGAUACUUUAUCGAGCGAGAAGUUUGCGAUUGCGAGUGUGGGGAGGCAGGACGCAAAGAAGCACCUGGAGGAGCAUGUGUCGACACUCAUGUCGUCCAAUAUCGUGCAGACUCUCGGCACGAUGCUGGACACAGUUGUGUUUUAA